Pelmatolapia mariae (spotted tilapia) is the source of this 7220-nucleotide messenger RNA. RefSeq names its product caskin-2-like. Gene Ontology annotation, molecular function: protein binding. The transcript is spliced from 21 exons. Bases 603 to 4520 code for a protein of 1305 amino acids. The record is from RefSeq and is a predicted model, not a curated record. Lineage: Eukaryota; Metazoa; Chordata; Actinopteri; Cichliformes; Cichlidae.
GGCAUUCAGGGAGAGGAGGGAACGACAAGAGGAGCGGCGGCAGCCGGAGGGUCGUGUGAAGUACCAAAGUCCGAAAUCUGGAUGAAAGUCUUGUGGGGGGUUUUCCUGCGUGGGGGUGAAACUUUCAUCUGACUCUCUUGGAAGUUUAUAAAAACGCGUGGAAACGGGAUUUGGAUUUGGAAUACUAAUGCGCGGAUAAACGUUACUUUGGAAUCUUCCUGAACACCGACGCCGUGUCCGUUAAAUGUCGGGGAUUAAAAAGUUUCUGUGUGUUUACUGAAGAGGCGGCUUCCACACAGCCCCCCACCCCCAUCCCCCACCGACCCUGGAAAUAACAACUCCCUGAAAUAAAGAGAGCAGGAGCGGGAAACUAAGCUGCAGAGAUCUUUCUCUCCUUUUAUCUCUCCUGGUGCUCAGAGGAAACCUCACUGAGGAGUUUUUAUCUUCACUUUGCUUCCUGGCUGUCAGCUGAGCGUCACAGGGAGGAAGUGGAGGUCUCACCUGAGGCAGGUGCACGUCACCGGUGCUCAGCAUGAGGCCCUGAGGAGGCGGCGGGAUUUUCUGUAAAGCUGGUUGGAUUUUAAGGAGGAGGAGGAGGGAGCAUGGGGAAGGAGCAGGACCUCCUGCAGGCGGUGAAGAGCGGAGACCUGCUGUCCACCCAGAAGCUGCUGUCCAAGCUGAAGACCAACAGGAACAAGCUGCUGGGCUCCACUAAGAGGCUGAAUGUGAACUUCCAGGACUCAGAUGGGUUCUCAGCGCUGCACCACGCCGCUCUCACAGGGACGAGCGAGCUGCUGGCGGCGCUGCUCGAGGCUCAGGCCACCGUGGACAUCAAGGAUAGUAACGGAAUGCGCCCGCUGCAUUACGCAGCCUGGCAGGGAAAAGCUGAGUCGGUCCUGAUGCUGCUGCGCUCCGGAGCCUCGGUCAACGGCGCCUCACUCGACGGCCACAUCCCGCUGCACCUGGCUGCUCAGUACGGACACUACGAAGUGUCUGAGAUGUUGCUGCAGCAUCAGUCUAACCCGUGUCUGGUGAACAAAGCCAAGAAGACUCCUCUGGAUCUGGCCUGUGAGUUCGGACGAGUUAAGGUGGCCCAGCUGUUGCUGAGCAGUAACAUGGUGGUGGCGCUGCUGGAGGGCGAGAGGAAGGAGCCGACGGACUCGGCCUUCACCACCCCGCUGCACCUCGCCGCUCGCAACGGGCACAAGGACGUCAUACGGCUGCUGCUGAAGGCCGGCAUGGACAUCAACAAGACCACCAAGUCUGGAACGGCUCUGCACGAAGCGUCGCUGUACGGGAAAACCGAAGUGGUCCGACUGCUGCUGGACGCCGGAGUGGACGUGAACAUCCGAAACACCUACAACCAGACGGCGCUGGACAUCGUCAACCAGUUCACCACCUCGCACGCCAGCAGGGACAUCAAGCAGCUGCUACGAGAUGCGACGGGCGUUUUGCAGGUCAGAGCUCUGAAGGAUUACUGGAACCUCCACGAUCCCACCGCUCUCAACAUCCGGGCCGGAGACCUGAUCACGGUGUUGGAGCAGCACGUGGACGGGCGCUGGAAAGGCCACAUCCACGACAGCCAGAGAGGGGUGGACAGAGUGGGCUUCUUCCCUCCGACCAUCGUGGAGGUCAUCAGCAGGAGGAACGGGGGCACCCUGUCCCGGCACGCCUCUCUGCCCACCCAGCGCCAGCAGCUGCUGUCCAGAGCCCCCCUCUCCUCCAGCCUCAGCUCCGCCCCUCAGACCGACGACUCCUACACUCUGUAUGCACCCCCCACCCACGUGGUGCUGCCGCUGCCCAACGGCCUCACGACCAGCACAGCUGGAGACAGAAACAGCGUCGGGAGCACCGGCAGCGUGGGCAGCACCCGCAGCGCCGGCAGCGGGCAGAGCACUGAGAGCAGCCACGCCCCCAACGGACUGCAGCACCAAGCCAGUCACCAUGACAACAAGGCGGCGCCCUCUGCUGUUGAUCCGGGGCAGUCUGCAGACUUUAGCAGGCCGGCCGAUCAUCCUGCAGGCGGGACUCCUCGGAGGCAGACAGUGACGGUGCAGAGACCUGCAGAGCAGAGCUUCUCCCAGCAGUUUGUUCGUCCUCAGCAGCUGCUGGAGGGGAAGGAUGCAGAAGCCAUCUAUCAGUGGCUGAGUGAGUUCCAGCUCGAACAGUACACCGGAAACUUCCUGAACGCUGGAUAUGAUGUACCGACCAUCAGCAGGAUGACCCCUGAGGAUCUCACGGCCAUCGGAGUGACCAAACCAGGACACCGCAAGAAAAUCUCCAUCGAGAUCAACAACCUGAACAUCCCCGAGUGGCUGCCAGAGUACAUCCCAUCUGAUCUCUGCGAGUGGCUCAGUGCCAUCGGCCUCCCGCAGUACCACAAAAAACUCUCAGAAAAUGGCUAUGACUCCAUCAGCAUCGUCAAAGACCUCACCUGGGAGGAUCUGCAGGAGAUCGGCAUCACCAAGCUGGGCCACCAGAAGAAGCUGAUGUUGGCAGUUAAGAAGCUGUGUGACAUCCAGAGAGCGAUCCUUCAGGCUGAAUCAGGCCAAGGCACGCUGCGACGCAAAGGUCCCGGAGCCCUUCACCUGGUCGCCAUUGAGGCUGACGCUGGCAGCGAAUGCUCUUCGCCUCACACCCCGAAGAUGCUGACCUUCCAGGACAGCGAGCUGAGCGCCGAGCUUCAGACAGCAAUGUCAAGCCACUACGGAGGCUGCGAGGAAGGUUUGGCCAUCAAGAAUGCGGUAGGGAUGUCCCAGAGCCAGGAGAGCAUUGACACCCGGUCCAGAGGGUCCGGACGCUCGCAGGAGCCUCCUACAGCCUCCAUCACCCCCCAGAACUGGUCCCAGGAGAGCCUGGAGGGCAGCCCCGCCAAGGAGAGGAAUCUUCCUGAGGGAUGGGACCAGAGGCCCCUACAGCAGCAGCCUCUGCCAAAACAGGUUCCUCUGGGUACGGCCACUGUGUUCAAGUACCCGGCCAUCCCAGCAAAGCCCAAACUGCCUGGAUCCCAAGGCACCUCCCCUCAUGGCUCCCCAACCCUAAAGGGGUUCAGUUACCUGUACUCUCAGUGCGGUUCCACAGACCUGAACUCGUCUCCCAGGCACCAGAACCACGCUAUGACCCUGACACCACCCAACAAGCGCACCCAGAGCAUGACCCGCUACGCUCUGUCAGACGGAGAGCCCGAUGAGGACGAUGAGGAGCUGAUGCGUGCUGGAAACGUGCCAUCUUACGCCACUUUGACGCGCAAGCCCGGCCGCAACCAGCUGGCUCGACUGCAGCCAGACAAAAAUGGCAGCGUGGGACGCAGUCAGUCAUUUGCUGUCCGUGCCCGGAAAAAAGGUCCCCCUCCUCCUCCCCCAAAGAGACUGAGCUCAGUGAGCAGCACCACCAGUGGCGAGCUAAGCGACAGCAGCACGACUUCGUCCUCUGGCGGCAUAGUGACUGACAGUCCGGGGAGCGUGCGCAGCAUCGCAGCUUCCCUGGAAAGCGGCGCAGAGGGGAAGAGCAGCUCAGGGUCCACACCAGAUAUUGUGCGGCAUGAGGCUCCAUCUCCCUCCCUCAGCUCCGAGGCUGCAGGAGUAAGGAGGAGGGUGAAGAGCCAGUGUGUUUCCACCGAGAACAACGGCAGCACUAAGCAGGACCGAGGGGUCAAAUCAGACUCCGAGGAAGAAGAGUCAAACGGUCAUGGACUGGAACGCUCCUCGUCACCUCAGAACAGCUCCAGCGAGUGCAUCCCCUUCGCCGAAGAGGGCAACCUGACCAUCAAACAGAGGCCCAAAGCUCCAGGUCCGCCCAGGGCUGAGGCCGUGCUGGAGCCUCCUGAUAAGCCAGCGGCCAAGAAUCUGGAGGUGCCGGAGUUUAAUCUGAAGGAGUCGGACACGGUGAAGCGCCGACACAAACCCAAAGACAAGGAGCAGGGAGAAGGGUCCCCCAGCAGAGAGGGAGCAGGGGCCACCGAGCCUGAGUCUGGCAGCAGGAGGCCUCCAUCCCUGAACCCGGAGGUCAGUCUGAGGAUUAGUGAGACCAACGUGGAGAGGCCAGCCAGUCCAGCAACUGGUUCCCCCAUUAAACCUCCUCUCUCCCCAAAACCUGCUGUUGCCCCAAAACCUGUCCGGCACAGUCUGCUGGCUUCACAGGGACUGUCGUCUCCUACUGUGACAGUCAGUGUGGUUCAAAGUCUGGCCUUCGCCUCUCCAUCCUCACCCGCCCACGGGCCUCCAGCUCCAUCCACUCAGGCCCCCCAGAGCCCGUCUCUGGCAGCUGGGAGGUCUCACAUAUAUGCAUUGGGUCCAGGUCUUCCCCCUGAGCCGUCCAUGGGGGUGGAGGUGGCUCAGCAGAGACUGGACCAGACCAGCACAUCUCUGGCAGCAGCUCUAAAAGACGUCGAGAGAAAACUGAACGUGGGGAACAGCUCUGACAGUGGACCGAGCCAAGUGAGGUCUGCAGGAACCAUUUUGGACGACAUCGGCAACAUGUUCGAUGACCUGGCCGACCAGCUGGAUGCCAUGUUGGACUGAAAUAAACAGAAAGCCCAACGUAAACCUCAGGAAGUGACAUAUGGAAUAAGAAGAAGGCCUGCCCAGUGGGAGGAGCUACUGCCUCCGCCUGAACACCAGCACUUAGUCAAACGGAGUCGUCUACAUUUCUAACCCACAGCUGUGUCUGGUUUCUGGUUCCAGGUCGGCGUGGCUCUUUAGUGUCUUUUCAAAGAUAAACUAAGCUAACGUUGAAGGAGCACACUGCAAGGAGAAACCCUGAGCUGAAUAUUAUAUCACUGUUAAACACGAAUACUGUAACAUGAAUUUUUAUGCUUCGGACAUCAAAGGGCACAAAAGUCUCGCCAUCACCUGCUGUCCAGCUCCGGCUCCCACAGCUUCCUGAUAAAAGACCUACUACAGACCAUAAUACUGGUUACCAGUCAGAAUGAUGAACUAUGACUGCAUGUAUGAAAUAAGAGUGGAGUUCAUGGUUGGUACCAUUUUUGCUGUGUGGAUACUGAAUAAAUGUUGGAAACUCAUCGUGCUAACGAGCAGUAAAAACAGUGAAGUACUUUAGCUCUUACGUAAUAGAGACUUCAGCAGGCAGAGACGAGGUAAGCUCAGAAACCAACGCUUUCAUUCAGUGGCCUUCCAUUAACCCGAGGAUCGUACUACCAGAGCAAUCAUUUCCAAAUCAGGCACUUGAAUCAUCAGAGGGCCCAAACUAAGCAACGGCACACCACACCGACUGUCAGUGGGAAAAGAGACUAUUGACUGUGUAUUUCUGCAGGGAAGCUGAUUCCUUUUCCUUUUUUUAACCAGCAUCUAUUGGUAUCAGUGGCACUCAUUAUAAAACACGUCCUCGGUUUUUUGAGCAGUGGCAGCUUCUGUCAUAGAGCACUGGCACCAUCUCUGGGACUUUUUGGCCUCUUUUAGCUCCUAGUUUUGGUUUCUAGAACAUUUCGAGUUUGAGUUUCCAGUAGCAGUAAUGAAAACUCUGAAAAACACUAAAUGACUUGCUCAACAUCAACACCAAAAAUGGAGCUAAAAGAGAAUGUGGACGACACGUAUAGUCAAUAUGUGCCACCUAUGAGGUUGCCAAUCAGUAAGUGUAAACUUUUAAAAUGAAAUGUAUUUUCAAGUGACCAUUUAAAUAUAACUUUAUAUGCAAGCAGACUGAAUUUUCUGCUCUUUUCCUUUGACUGUGCUCAAAACCUGUCAUUCGUGUUCCUGAAAUCGGGAACUGUUGUAACCUGAAUCUGUAGUUAUCGUACUUUGUUUUCUUGCUGCUGAAACAAAACCUGGAUGGUCUUCGACUGUUUUUACUCUGUCGAACCAUUUCAAAUUUUACCUUUGUAAUAUUUAAAGAAAUCUAUUUUAUACAGAUAUUAACCCUGUGUAAUAAGUUCCCGCUCAGUGUGUCUGCGAUGGUUAAAAUAACCUUUUUCUACGCGUAUGUGUGUUUAUGAACACCUGUAAAAGUGCUCGACUGUGUUGUUUGUUCAAAGGGAAGAAAAGCAUAUUAAGCUCAUUUCACGUGUGGACAGCUGACCACAGCAUGGGACACUUAUAUAUACAUGUUAUUUUUUUAUAUUCAUUUUAGCCAAAUUAGUAUUUAAAUUAGAGUUAUCUAAAUAUGUAUAUUGUACACUAGUAGAAGUAUAUACAGGAGUACAUAUCCAACCAAAGGUCUGUACAGAUUUUCAUAAACAUUUCCUUUAAAAGAAAAUGAGUGAAAUUUGGAGCUGUUACGCUUGUCGUUAUUGCAAAAUGCUUCUGAAAUGUUAUUUUCAUGUCUAGCCUGCAGUGUAUGGAUACAGUGUCCAUAUUUAGCAUGCUAUAUUACCAUGCUUGCUCUGAAUGUUUCAUUUGUGCGCUGUCUGUUGUUGUCCCGUCGUUGUGUGGUCUCUGUGUGAAUGAGAUGCUCUGCUUUGGAUUUGUGAUUCUCAGGAAAAUCCCUGUAUGCAUGGCUGCUCCAUGACUCCUGUUCCCAAUAUGCCAGACUAAGAUUUCCAUCUCAGCUGGCCAAACAGAUGGCAGCAGUACCACUUUUGUUUUGUUUAUUGGUUAAUCUUAAAAGGUUAGCGGCUCCGUGAUAUAAAAGUUUUGCUGAAACGUGUUUGAAAUCAAAGUAAUGUUCCCACUGUGGCUGGGUUACUGGCAAAUACUCCAUUCAGGGCCAGUAACAAAAAAGGUUUUAAGGUGGUGUUUGAAGUUUAACAUAGCUAUUUAUGAAGCACCCAAGUACUAACAUCCUUAACAGGUGUUACACACACAUAUAAAGCUGGAUAUCAUCAGCACAGAAGGUCAUGCAGCUGUAUUUUCAGAUAUUUGACUGUACAGGGCAAAUAAAGAGGACCCAGGAGGAUUCCCUGAGGAGUUCCCCACAUUAACGAUAGGCCAGUGCAUCCGUUAUGACAUGUCACCUUUUUAACAUUUUAGCAAUAAUUUUAAGUCUUUCAUACAACCUGCUUUUGUCUAUCAAUGUUUUAUAUCAGAGCUUAAAACGUGUUAUUUUUUUCUUCUACCUUACGGAGCUGCGUUGGAAAAACAGAAUCACUGAAACAUGAUCUUCCAAAAUAAUCUCCAGAAACAGUAAAUAUGUAAUGGGUCAAAGUGUAGUGUGUUGUCGAGCUGGAUGAUAUCUGUGUGUGCGCUGCUGUUUUUUUGGGGGGUUUUUUGGGGGGGGGGUGUUCUUUUGUCCUCUGAGCUGUUUGUUUAACCAUUAAAUAUACAUAC